Trichoderma harzianum CBS 226.95 is the source of this 1851-nucleotide messenger RNA. RefSeq names its product glycoside hydrolase family 16 protein. Lineage: Eukaryota; Fungi; Ascomycota; Sordariomycetes; Hypocreales; Hypocreaceae. The record is from RefSeq and is a predicted model, not a curated record. Gene Ontology annotation, cellular component: fungal-type cell wall. The transcript is spliced from 2 exons. The coding region runs from base 396 to 1526 and encodes 376 amino acids. Gene Ontology annotation, biological process: fungal-type cell wall organization; carbohydrate metabolic process. Gene Ontology annotation, molecular function: hydrolase activity, hydrolyzing O-glycosyl compounds; glycosyltransferase activity.
CAAUUUUAUUUUUGCAAAACUGCCCUAUCGCUGUGUCUCUAUAUUGCUUUUUUUCGGUACUCUGGAAUGCUGGGAAUAUAGUCUAAAGUGACUAGCAAACUUUCACGGGCAUCCCUUGCAUCGCUCUCGUCUAUUUGACGGCUUGCGUUACUUGUUAGUUCAGCUAAAUACGCGAACGACUUGCUGCAAGUGACAGCAACUCCAAAGCAACUGCUCCAACACCAUUUCCUCUCUUUGUCUAUAUCUUAUUGGAGCUUCUUAUUUUCCCUUGCGUGGCGCUAGGAAAAACCUUCUGCCACACAAGCUGCACGAAGCUGCAUCACUUGCAGGCUCCCGUCCCUUUCUCUCACCCGUCUUUUGCUGUCACUUUUUUCAUUCUUGCCCUCCUUGCAGCCAUGAGACCUGUGGCGAGCGUUGCCUGCGUGGCUGUAGCUGCAUUAACGCUCCCCGGAGCUGUUUUGGGGCAGACUUGGAGCCGGUGCAAUCCGCUGACAACUAGCUCAUGCCCUGCUGACACGGCUCUGGGCAUGACUAUCAAUGUGGACUUCACCAAGGGCUCUGUUAACUCCUUUGUCGCUUCUGGUGCGCCGACAUAUGACAGCAAUGGCGUCUCAUUCACGGUGGCCGGUGGUGGUGACGCUCCACAGCUCGAAUCUGUGUUUUACAUCAUGUUUGGCCGUGUUGAAGUCACCAUGAAAGCUGCCCCUGGAGCAGGCAUUGUCUCAUCGCUGGUGUUGCAAUCUGAUGAUCUUGAUGAGAUCGAUUUGGAGUGGCUAGGUGCUGAGCCCGACCAGGUUCAGUCCAACUACUUUGGCAAGGGCCAGACGACAACGUAUAACCGCGGACAGUUUCACAGCGUCUCGGGUACCCAAGCAAACUGGAUCAAGUACACCAUUGACUGGACCCAGGACAGGAUCGUGUGGACGGCGGGCAAUUCUGUGUUGCGCACUCUGACCCAGGCCAAUGCUGAAGCGAAUCAAUACCCGCAGACGCCAAUGCAGAUCAAGUUCGGCUCUUGGGCCGGCGGUGAUCCAAGCACCAAUGCUCCAGGCACUGUUCAAUGGGCCCAGGGGCCUACGGAUUUCAGCAAGGGACCCUUUAGUAUGUUGGUCCAGAGCAUCACUGUCACAGACUACUCUACUGGUAAGCAGUACGUCUAUAGCAACAACUCUGGCUCGUGGCAGUCCAUUCAGGCCGUCGGCGGCCAGAUCAACGGAAACGCCAACAACGAAAACUCCCUCACCAUCACAGCAAGCGCCAGUAAUGCUGCCACAACCCCAACAGCCGCGCUGUCCAUUCCCGUUGGUGGCAUCGGCACGAAUAAAGGCCAAGCUACGGCCACUCAGAGCUGGCCGUGGGUUGCGGGUGCCACUAUCGGAAGCAUUCCUAGCGGUUGGCAUAUGAACCCAGACGGCAAGAUUGCACGCAAUGCGGGUGCGGCGUCCCGUGUGCCUCUGCCGUCCCUGUUGGUGCUUCUGAUGAGCCACUUUGCUAUUGGUGUGUUGGCCUUUGUUGCAAGGAUAUAGCGAGUUUAUGUGCGAGGCAAAUGUGGGUUUAAUGGCUGAUGUGUUAUUAAUGAAUGGGUGUAUAUAUCGGGAAAGAGUGUCUCCUACCACGGUUUUAUAAAUUGGGCAAAGAAGCAACAGACAUGUGCUCCACACGGGGAUUGCAUUUUUUAUGGCGUUGCAUUGCAUCAUGCGUUUUGGACAGUUAUUAUAGAUGGCAUCAUAUAUCGUUGUCUUGGUAUUGAAUAUGUAUAUAUAUACUCUCUAUAGAUGUAGAGAUGCUCCAAGCAUUUCCAAUGAGUCAAUACUAUCUUCUACUCAUCAAUGGUUAUAAAUUACAUUGGAC